Messenger RNA from Daldinia decipiens, 1804 nucleotides. RefSeq names its product translation initiation factor eIF3 subunit. Gene Ontology annotation, cellular component: cytoplasm; eukaryotic translation initiation factor 3 complex. The record is from RefSeq and is a predicted model, not a curated record. Gene Ontology annotation, molecular function: translation initiation factor activity. Bases 345 to 1163 code for a protein of 272 amino acids. Lineage: Eukaryota; Fungi; Ascomycota; Sordariomycetes; Xylariales; Hypoxylaceae. The transcript is spliced from 3 exons.
ACAUAAAAUGCACACUUAAAGUUAAUGUAAUAAAUGCAGCAAGAGCCCUGUAGACUCGAAUCCGAUAGUGGUGUCACUUGUAACUUUCAGUAGUCCCGUAACGCACAGCACCGCACAAAAUUUUAGGCAAAGCUAGAAAUACCUCGCUUUUUUAUUUUAUGCCCAAUCUCCACCAACAACCAGUUCCCAUUAAGUCAACUUUUCCACUCCCCACCUAUCCUUUCUUUCGCUCAUAUCUUCUUCGAUAACCUUUAUUGCAAUCGACAACCGACGCUUUCUUUUUCCCUCCAAAUUUCGAAUUUUCCAGAUCUUCUUAAAAGUAGAUCAACCCUAAUCCAUUCACGAUGCCUCCUAAGAAGCAGUGGGAUGACGAGGACGAUGAGUCCAGUACUCCUCCAACUUCCCCCGUUGUCGGCGGUAUCCGUCGUAGCAAGUUUGAUGAUGAAGAGGGCGAGGAUAGUGAUGUCCUUGAAUCGUGGGAUGCUGCUGAAGAUUCAGAGGCCGAGCGCGAGAAGGCCAAGAAGGCAGCUGAGGCCAAGGCCAAGGCUGAUGCCGAAGCUGCUGCUAACAAGAAGUCUAAGGCCCAACGCAUCGCCGAGCACAAGGCUGAGCGUGCGCGCCGCCUAGCUGCAGGCUCCGACGUAUCAGAAGAUGAGGACGAAGCCGAGCGACGCGAACGAAUACGCCGCACUGAGAAGGAAUCCGAUCUGAAGCACGCCGAAGAUCUUUUUGGCGAUGCUGGUAUCAGUCUUAGCAACGGGCGCAAGGCUACUACUGUUGGCUCUGCCGUACCUAUUGAUCCCCAAGACCCUACCAAGACCGUCGAUCUCGGUACUCUACCUCUUUUCAACCCCCAGACUAAGACACAAUUCGAGACCCUGCGCAAUACGAUAGUCCCAAUUUUAGCCGGGAAUCACAAGAAGGCACAUUACGGCUUGUUCCUCCAGGAAUUUGCUAAGCAACUUGCCAAGGACCUACCUAGCGAUCAGAUCAAGAAGGUUGCCAGCACCCUCACUACUCUUAGCAAUGAAAAGAUGAAGGAAGAGAAGGCAGCUGAGAAGGGCGGCAAGAAGACAAAGGCACAGAAAACCAAGACCAUACUGGUGACCAGCAGGGCCAACACUACAGAUGUCGGUACCUAUGAAGAGGACUUCGGAGAGUGAGUUGUCAUGAUGCUUCGUACGUGUUCCUUGUAACUAACAGCCUACCUAGUGAGGACUUUAUGUGAAGAACACAAAUGAGAUUCAAAUAUCGUGGCCUUUGUCACGGUACCUUUACAUACCUUCGCAUGGGCUGCCCCCUUCCACAGGCCUGCCGUGGUGGACGUUUGGAGCUAUAUCCCCUGCAUGCAACAAUGGGCAUUUUGAAUUUCUAAUAUAGGUUGCCGAAUACCAGUUGCCCUCCCCCCCUACUUUACCCUCCACCUCCCUCUACCCCUCGAGUGCCCCGAGCCGAGGUUUAAUUCGAGAUAAGCUAUGGUGAUGAUUAGUGACGAUGUGUGAACUAGCCUAUGGAAACUGGUGGACAUGCAACGAUCAAUUCGCAGCCACGUUAGGCCUGGCCAAGUCGAGGUUAUACUGACUUGGCUAUGGGGGACUCUAACUUGCAUUUGCGUUGUGCCAAUAGACCGAGUCGAGCCGAGCUAUGCUGUGGGAUCUGGUGACGAGGCUGGUGGGUUUGGUUGGUUGAUCGGUUGGAGUAUUGUGUGGCCUCGAGACGAGAAUGCAGAUAAAUGAGGCUUACGUACCUCCAAUGGUUAAUUCAAAUUUGCGGAAAUUUACACCAAUGCGAUACCUUUUUCGUA